AUGGUAUAUCAAGUACACGAACACAAAUCUCAAGAUUAUCAUGCACAACCUCAAUCAGGAUUCACGGAUAACCACUUAGCAGUGGUUUCUGAUUUUGGACUAUCGAGAUUAGUGCCUAUUGACAAGACUCAUUUAACAACACUGAUAGGGGGUACAUAUGGUUACAUAGAUCCACAAUACUUCCGCUCAGGUCAACUUACAGAUAAAUGUGAUGUAUAUGCCUUUGGUGAAAUUCUUGCAGAGCUUCUAACAAGACAAAGAGUUGUCAUUUCAAACCUACCAGAAUAUCCAGGUUUGGUUUUCCGUUUCACAUUAUCAUUGAAAGAAAAUCGUAUUAUUGAGAUUGUAGACCCUGAAAUUGUAAAAAAAGUUGAGGAUGAACAUGUGAUUCUUGUUGUUGCCAAAAUUGCCAAGAGAUACUUAAAUUAUAAUGCUAGGAGAAGUCCAUCCAUGAAGGAGGUGGAAGCUUAA
Solanum lycopersicum (tomato) is the source of this 471-nucleotide messenger RNA. RefSeq names its product wall-associated receptor kinase-like 10. Gene Ontology annotation, cellular component: plasma membrane. The record is from RefSeq and is a predicted model, not a curated record. Gene Ontology annotation, biological process: cell surface receptor signaling pathway; protein phosphorylation. Lineage: Eukaryota; Viridiplantae; Streptophyta; Magnoliopsida; Solanales; Solanaceae. Gene Ontology annotation, molecular function: protein serine/threonine kinase activity; ATP binding.